Molecule: messenger RNA, 1458 nt
Organism: Closterium sp. Yama58-4
Lineage: Eukaryota; Viridiplantae; Streptophyta; Zygnematophyceae; Desmidiales; Closteriaceae
Source: the annotation of a GenBank genome assembly
AUGCCUGGCAUAGCUCCACUAUCGUACUCCUCCGCAUUCCCUCCUCCAGCAACGCUCUGUCCCGAGUUUGUCCGAGUCGCGAUUCUCUUAUCACCCAGCGCCGCUGGGUCUCACCGUCAGUUCCCCUUAUUUCGAACGUUCGACGCAGCCAUGGGUGCUCUGCUUCGCUUCGUUUUCGUCCUCGCGCUAGCCUUCGCUUGCCUGUCCCCUCUCGAUGCGGCGGCCCGUCCCACCCCCAUCGGGAGUGCCGCCGAGAUUGACGCGAGUUUUAAUCGCCGCGCUCUGCAAGAGUUCGAGUCUGAGGCGGCUACUUCUGCAGCAGAUUCGAUGAACGUGGGCGGCGAUGCGAGCAGCGGCGGAGAGGAGGAGAGCAUGAUGGGGGCUGAGCGGGGGAGGGAGCUGUUUAGCUUCAAUCAGUUCAAGGAAAAGCUCACGAACGCCAAGAACAGCGUCGUGAGUGGUGUCAAGAACACGGUUGAUGCCGCCAAAAACAAGGUCGAGGCCGCCAAGGACAGCGUCGUGAGUGGUGUCAAGAACACGGUUGAUGCCGCCAAAACCACGGUAGAGGCCGCCAAAGACAGCGUCGUGAGUGGUGUCAAGAACACGGUUGAUGCCGCCAAAAACAAGGUGGAGGCCGUCAAGGACAGCGUCGUGAGUGGUGUCAAGAACACGGUCGAUGCCACCAAAAACACGGUAGAGGCCGCCAAAGACAGUGUCGUGAGUGGUGUCAAAAGCACGGUCGAUAAGGUAGAGGCCGCCAAGGACAGCGUCGUCAGUGGUGUCAAGAACACGGUUGAUGCCGCCAAAAACAAGGUCGAGGCCGCCAAGGACAGCGUCGUGAGUGGUGUCAAGAACACGGUCGAUGCUUCCAAGAAAAGGGUAAAUGCCGCCAAGAACAAGGUAGGUGCCGCCAAAAACAGAGUCGUGAGCGGUGUCAAGAACACGGUCGAUGCUGCUAAGAACAAGAAAAAGGUUAAUGCUGCCAAAAACAGCGUAGUGGGUGGUGUCAAGAACACGGUUAAUGCUGGCAAGAACAAGGUCGAUGCCGCCAGAAACAACGUCGUGAGUGGUGUCAAGAACAAUGCCGAUGCCGCCAAGAGCAAGGUCGAGAAAGCCAAGCACAAUGUCAAGAAGGGUGCUGCUAUUGUCAAAGACAAGGCUGAGAAGUUCGCAAAGGAUAAUGAUCUGAAGAACAAGGCCUUGAGCGCGGCGCGCACGGCAGAGGACAUUGCCAGGGAGGCGGUGCAGGAGAGAGGCCAGCAAGCGAUGAUGAAUGCGGCUGCAGGGUUCACAAUGGGCGGAUUUGCAGGGGCAGCGGCAGCAGGUGGCGGCACUCUCCUGCUCGGCGCAAAGCAAGCCGCGUUCCGGCGGAUUAAUAGCAAGGCAUCCAGCCAUACCGGAGCAGUUGGGGCAGACUCUGGUGGUGCUACCACGAUGGAACUACCAAGAUUGCGCUAG